Messenger RNA from Anas platyrhynchos (mallard), 4766 nucleotides. The record is from RefSeq and is a predicted model, not a curated record. Lineage: Eukaryota; Metazoa; Chordata; Aves; Anseriformes; Anatidae.
GGCCCCUUGGCCCCCUUCCUUUCCCUGCUCCACAGAGCCCUUCCCACAGCCGCGGGGGCACACCAAGGGGAUGAGGAUGCUGCCGCCCGAGCGGGCUCGGGCGUAAGACCCUCACCAUCGCAGGCGAGGAAGUGACUGGGGCACCACCUAGCCUGGCUGGGUCUCAGCAUGGCUGGGGACACCUUGAGCACUCAGCCCUAACCCCAGGGGGAGAGCCCCCACCGGGCAGCCCCUUUGCCAAGCAGCUGGGCAGCUGCUGAGCGGGCAAGGGCAAGGACAUCUUCGUCACCAUGCCCGGGCUAUGAGCCAGAGGAGGGGGUCCAGUCUCCCCCGGAUGCCAACCAGCACUACAGGGACAAGAUGGGGGGCACAGACAGGGGGCAGGGGUCCUGAGCCCCCACUCAUGUGGAUCCUGUAGGCAACUGCCACUGCCAGCUCCAUCCCCCGUGGCUGGGGCAUGGUGGGGAUUUUCUGACCUGUGCCAGAUUCAGGACACGCCGCUGGGACAUGGAACUCCGAGUUUAUCUUCUGCUUCUCUUCCCGUGGCUGGCAGUGCUCCCCCCCUCAGGGGCCAUCCUGGACAUCACCCUGAUCGCCAACGUGCAGAGCCUGUCCCACUCCGACUUCUUCCUCUCCUGCGUCAUGGGCGAGCGUGACGUGAGCUACCUGCAGAUCGAGCGGGAGAACAAGAUCGUGAUGACGCACCCCAAGACGGGCUUCCAAAACUACCGCAACCGCAGCAACCAUGUCCAGGCCAGGGGCUUCUCCAUGCCCGACCUGGUGGGGAUCCUGUACUGCAUGGGGCGCACCCCGACAGAGCAGGCCCAGGUGGUCUACGUGCACAACAGCCACAACGCCCACCUCUUCCCAGUGAGGGCCACGCAGUCCGUGAACAUCGCCGAGACGGCCACCUUCUCUGCCAGGGUCCUCAAGAGGAAGGAGACAGACGUUAUGUGGAAAAGAAAUGGUACCUACUACCAGACCACGGACCGGGGCGAGGUGCGGGGCGACCUCUUCACCCUGACCCUUCCCAACGUCAGCGUGAGCGAAAACGGCAUCUACAGCGCCACGUUCAUGGGGGACAGCCCUCUGUGGAGUGCCUUCUACAGGCUGAUCGUGAGAGCGUGUGCCGCAAAGAAGUGGGGACCGUCCUGCGAGAAGGACUGUCCCGACUGCCUGAACGGGGGCGUCUGCCACGACCACGUUGGUGAAUGCAUCUGUCCUCCCGGCUUCACGGGCACCCGCUGUGAGAGAGCCUGCCGGGAAGGCCAAUUUGGCCGCAACUGCCAGGAGACGUGCCAGAGAGCCCAGGGCUGCAGGGGGCUGAGCUUCUGCCUGCCGGACCCCUACGGCUGCUCCUGCGCCUCGGGGUGGAGCGGCUCCCGCUGCAACCAAGCCUGUCCCCCGGGAUACUACGGCCCUGACUGUGCCCUGGCAUGCGCCUGCCGCAAUGGGGGCAGCUGUAACCGCUUCAGUGGCUGUGUCUGCCCUGCGGGCUGGCAUGGGCAGCACUGCGAGAAGUCAGACCGCUUCCCCCAGAUCAUCAAACUGGCCUCGGAGCUGGAGUUCAACCUGGGCUCGGAGCCCAUCAUCAGCUGCGUGGCCACCGGCAACCCGCUGCCUGCGAGCGACGGUGUGGAGCUGCGCAAGGCUGACGGCACCAUGCUCAAGCUGGUCAAAGCCAUCAUCGAGCCGGGGCAGAUCACCUGCGAGUUCCAGGUGAGGCACCUGAUGAAGGACGACGCGGGGCUCUGGGAGUGCAGAGUCUCUACCACCGGGGGCCAGGACAGCCGGAAAGUCAAGGUCAACAUCCGAGUGCCCCCAGCGCCCCUGAGCCCCCCCCGGCUGCUGGCCAAGCAGAGCCGCCAGCUCGUGGUGUCACCUGUGGACUGCUUCUCCGGUGAUGGACCCAUUGUCUCCGUCAAGCUGCUCUACAAGCCCAAGGAUGACACCUCGGUGUGGUCCUCUAUUGUGGUUGACAACAGCGAGAACAUCACCCUGAUGAACCUCCGGCCGGUGACCGCCUAUGUUGUCAAGGUGCAGCUGAGCCGGCCUGGGGAUGGCGGGGAGGGCAGCAAAGGACCCGAGGCUGUCAUGGUGACCGAGUGCCUAGAGCCCACAGUCAAGCCUGUGAUUGAAGGCUGGUCCAUCGAGGAGAAAAACACACUUCACGUCAACUGGAAACUGCCAAGUAACCACGAGCCAGCACACGGGUUCAUCGUCCAUCUCUUCGACUCUGCGAGGCGGCUGGUCUGGGAGAAAAACAUCACGUCCAUCUCCGUGCUCUCUGCCCGCAUCACGGACCUGGAGUUCAACAAGGAGUACGGGCUGGAGGUGCUGCUGUACCACUGCACCAGCCUGGGGCCCCCCUCUGACCUCUACAAGGUCAUGAUCAACAGCAAAGGACCCUCCUCCCCACGGGCACUGUCAGCAGAGUCUGUGUCCGACACGGCCGUCAGGCUGUCCUGGCAGGUCCCCGAGUACCCCAACGGGGGCAUCACCAAGUACAUUGUGGAGCUGCAGCAGGUGGGGGGCACCAGCGAGCCCCAGUGGAUUGACACCGACAACGGCGCUGAGACCACCAAGAUCGUCGGGGGCCUCAACGCCAGCACCACCUACCAGUUUCGUGUCCGGGCCAACUCCCACGUCCCAGGGGAGUGGAGCCAGCCUGUGAAAGCCAAGACCCUGGGGGAUGGAGCACUGAGCGUGCCGCCCAGCCUGGGCAGCCAGAGCACCGAGCAGUCGGGAAUAGACCAGCAGCUGCUCUUGGCCAUCGUCGGCUCCGUGUCCGUCACCUGCCUCACCAUCCUCUUUGCCCUCCUGGCGCUCUUCCUCAUCAAGAAGAACUUUUUCCAUCGGCGCCGCACCUUCACGUACCAGUCUGGCUCGGUGAGUGCCGCCUGCCCCGCCAGGACGGUGUCCCCAGCUCCCCACGUCCCAGCCCGAUCCAGGUCACGCUCCGUAGCCUCCAGUCCGGACGCAGCCAGGCCUCACCUCCACGUGGAGAGGGGCGAAGAGACCAUCCUGCAGUUCAACUCGGGGACCCUGACCCUGACGCGCCGCCCCAAGCCGCAGCCCGAGCCCCUCAGCUACCCCAUCCUGGAGUGGGAGGACAUCAAGUUCGAGGACAUGAUCGGGGAGGGGAACUUCGGGCAGGUCAUCAGGGCCAUGAUCAAGAAGGAUGGCCUGAAGAUGAACGCAGCCAUCAAGAUGCUGAAGGAGUUUGCCUCAGAGAACGACCACCGGGACUUUGCCGGGGAGCUGGAGGUGCUGUGCAAGCUGGGCCAUCACCCCAACAUCAUCAACUUGCUGGGGGCCUGCGAGAACAAGGGCUACCUGUACAUUGCCAUCGAGUAUGCCCCCUACGGAAACCUCCUCGACUUCCUCCGCAAAAGCCGAGUCCUGGAGACCGACCCGGCCUUUGCCAAGGAGCACGGCACCGCGUCCACCCUCACCUCCCAGCAGCUCCUCCAGUUUGCUUCAGACGUGGCCAAGGGGAUGCAGUACCUGAGUGAGAAGCAGUUCAUCCACAGGGACCUGGCAGCCAGGAAUAUCCUGGUGGGGGAAAACCUGGCCUCCAAGAUCGCCGACUUUGGCCUCUCCAGAGGGGAGGAGGUCUACGUGAAGAAGACGAUGGGCCGCCUGCCGGUUCGCUGGAUGGCCAUCGAGUCCCUGAACUACAGCGUGUACACCACCAAGAGCGACGUGUGGUCCUUUGGUGUCCUGCUCUGGGAGAUUGUCAGCUUGGGGGGGACUCCGUACUGCGGGAUGACGUGUGCUGAGCUCUACGAGAAGCUGCCCCAGGGCUACCGCAUGGAGAAGCCCCGCAACUGUGACGAUGAGGUGUACGAGCUGAUGCGGCAGUGCUGGCGUGACCGCCCCUACGAGCGGCCGCCCUUCGCCCAGAUCUCCAUGCAGCUCAUCCGCAUGCUGGAGGCCCGGAAGGCCUACGUGAACAUGGCCCUGUUCGAGAACUUCACCUACGCAGGGAUCGACGCCACCGCCGAGGAGGCGUGAGGCUGCGCCCGGCUCCACGCCACAGGGGGACAACGCUGGCCCCCAGCCUGCUGGGACAGCACCGCGGGGACAAGAGGCUGCCUGUCCCCGCCGGGUGACAGUGGCCCAGCGGGUGCCCUCCUGGCAGCAGGACAGUGCCAUCCCCUCCGGGUACCUCCCCGUGUGUCGGCAGCGCUGGCCCAGCACCGACACUGCUGGAGGACACGCGAGGAUGGCCCCGAAGGGCAAACGCCAGCUGCAUGUAGCAGAGGGCAGGAGAGGGGCUCUGCCCCCAGGAACCAGGGGACGCCACAGCCCUGGCAGGACACAAAGACCCGAAUUUUGGGGUGAGAGAAGGAAGCAGAGUCCUGGCAGCUCCCUGCCCUGCAGCUCUCAGCGUGCUCUGGUGCCAGCGGGGCUGCGAGCGUCGCUGCAGGCGUGGGACACGGCAGCCCCGGUGCAGGAGGAAGGACUGUGCGUGGCCUCCAGCUCAGCACCAGCCCCUCGGAAAUCAACAGCUAUGCUUUAUGGGCAAUAAACAUAGCGCAACGGACAGCCAGCUCUGGCGGAGGGGAGGGUGUCUGCUGCUCUGCUGCCGCAGCAGUGCCUUCUGCCACCAGCCUGGUCCUCCGCCCCAGGGCUGCCCCAGCGUCCCCUCUGCUGGCUCUCCGUGGGGAUGAGCUUGGCCCCCAGCUCAUCCCCACAGAGCAGGGCACGUCCCCGGUCACUGCUGGCACCCACCUGCAUAUCAAUACCAUUUUGAUUUCCUA